AUGAGAGCGAUUCCGGUUCCAAGAAAGUCCAGAGCUCGGUUCUUGCGACGCAAAGCAGGACGCUUAUAUCAGGUCAUGUCAUUUCGCAAAGUUAGACGCAAGUUCAAUCUACACCAGAUACAUCAACUUCAUCGAAAGAAUGCCAAAAAGUUUCGACGAAAACCUUUCGAUGCCGGAAAAUUGAUGACACCAAUUGUGGCAGGUGAUGGUGUGAACUUGUGGUCUGGAAUAGAGUCCCCAGCAGCUAAAAGCAAGCCACUGCUCAUUGCAUCAUUCCCAAAUGGAUAUAAUAGGUCACCACGAGUAAAGGUGUUGCAGAAAAAUAGACUCUCGAAAUUAUGGAUCAGUCGCAGGCGGUACCGUUUGCGUAAAUACAACCCAGGAUUGCAAAAGUCUCAAAUCCCAGGAGCUGAGGUAGGCUAUGAGGAUUGUGUACGUAGCUGUCGUACUAUUAAGAGACAAGCUUCGAAAUAUGCAGACGUCAAAUUCAUCUUCGAAAGGCAGAAUGUAAUGAGGACUGUGUGCAUUCCCAAUGGCCAUUUACCGGACCAGAACCCACGGCUGCUAGAGUUUCAUCCAGAUCACAGCAUCAGAUUAGAAGAUUUUCCGUCUUUGCAGCGACCUGAGAACAACGCUGAAGGACCCGUUGUGAUAAGCAUGGAUGCAGGGCCAGGUUUUCUGUCACUCGUGAAGCGGAAGGUCAAGUCACAAUUAGAAAUCCUAAACUGGAAGAUCAGCGAGUAUCUGCCUCGAACAUCAUUGCUGGAGCACCCUGAUGUUAUUAUCUGGAGCACCAUUGCUCCUCCUGUAGAUAGCAGGGAAAAUUCCGCUGACGCUGGCGCACAAACGCUUCACGAUAAAAUCAAUGCUCUUGUUGAGGCUUCAAAACUAGCCGGUACUGCCUUUAAUAGCUACAGUCGCAUGCUACAAAAGCUCGAAACUGUCUCACCGGGCGCCACCCGUACUAUUCGAAGGGCCACGGCCAGACGUGUGGCCCGGCAAUAG
Messenger RNA from Lachancea lanzarotensis, 1005 nucleotides. RefSeq names its product LALA0S01e04324g1_1 (gene OSW1). The transcript has a single exon. Lineage: Eukaryota; Fungi; Ascomycota; Saccharomycetes; Saccharomycetales; Saccharomycetaceae. The coding region runs from base 1 to 1005 and encodes 334 amino acids. The record is from RefSeq and is a predicted model, not a curated record.